AUGAAGGGCACCGAGCUCUCUCAACGACAGAUCGAGUCGACCAGGACCGAAUUGGUCACCAUUUCGAAAGAACUUGCUUCAUAUUCAGUCCCCUUCCCGUCGCCAAGAUACAUUGCUCAUAUGUCGAUGGAGUGUUCGAUGCCUUCCGUCAUGGCAUGCACCUUCACGAUCGAGCUCUGCAGCGGCGAGUCCGAGCUAUUCGCCGAAUACACUAUCUGGGAGCUCCGCAACCUGAAGCCGUCAACAGUGCUAAGUAUUCCAACUCAACUGUACGAGUUCGGAGUACUCCAGACAGCACCAACCAAUGCCUCCACGGACUUCUCAUCGACAACCGACGUCUCAGCUUUGUCGCUCACUGCAAUGCUGCCUGGGGAGGCUACUUCGCCUCCUGCGUUCUGCAUCCACUCACUGAUAUUGAACUGGACAUGA
This is a messenger RNA of Cladophialophora carrionii CBS 160.54, 429 nucleotides long. RefSeq lists its product as uncharacterized. The record is from RefSeq and is a predicted model, not a curated record. The transcript has 2 exons. Bases 1 to 429 code for a protein of 142 amino acids. NCBI's taxonomy places the organism in Eukaryota, Fungi, Ascomycota, Eurotiomycetes, Chaetothyriales, Herpotrichiellaceae.